Messenger RNA from Fomitiporia mediterranea MF3/22, 2604 nucleotides. RefSeq names its product WD40 repeat-like protein. Gene Ontology annotation, molecular function: protein binding. The record is from RefSeq and is a predicted model, not a curated record. Bases 1 to 2604 code for a protein of 867 amino acids. Lineage: Eukaryota; Fungi; Basidiomycota; Agaricomycetes; Hymenochaetales; Hymenochaetaceae. The transcript is spliced from 4 exons.
AUGAACGCAUUCGAACGCAGGCAAUGCCUUAAAGAUACACGUGUAGAGGUUCUGGACGAAAUCAAGAAGUGGCUUUUAUCAGACACCAAUCGGAACAUUUUAUGGCUUCGUGGCAUUGCAGGUUCUGGAAAGAGCACUAUCGCGACGACAAUCGCAGAACAUUGUCGUGGCAUGCCGCGUCUCGGAGCAUUUCUGUUUUUCAACCGAGCUGACGCUGCUGAUGAUCGGCUUACUUCCAUCUUCCGUACGAUUGCUUUCCAGCUGGCCUUGUUCGACUCAUCAAUAGCGAAAUACAUCGCAAGUGCUGCACAGAAGGGUGGACAUAAUGCAACAGCAGAAGUCCAGUUCAGGGAACUUCUUAUGAAGCCACUCACUGCAGUGAGAGAUAAGGUACAUGGCCCGAUCAUUAUCAUCCUUGAUGCACUGGAUGAUAUGAACAACUAUAAAAAAUUGUUAGGAAGUCACAUCUACUUUAUAGUCUUAACUAGUUGUAAGUUGUAUUAUUUCUACAUUCAAACCCUGAGUCCUACAGCUCUUUUUAGGUUAGCUCCAACUGGCCACUCACAAAUCAACUUGAAUUUUACUAAACUUGUGUCUACGUUUGCUAUUCCCAUGACCGAAAGCACUUCCCAUAUUUACGUCUCCAUGCUCCCACUCAUGAGGGAUGAAUCGGAGGUGGCAGCUCACUAUUCGAAGCGAACAUCCCGGAUGGUGGAGGUGGAUCGAAUAGGGACGAAACGGCCACCGAUGUGGUUGAAAGUCUUGGAGGGGCAUUCGGAUAUUGUCUGGUCUGUCGUGUUCUUGCCUGGUGGGGAGUGUGUUGUGUCAGGCUCCAAUGACGGAACAGCCAGAAUAUGGGACGUUGAGAGUGGUCAGAUGCUAUGCGAACUUUCUGAAGAGAACGGAGCCGCUGUCACUUCUGUUGCGUUCUUGCCAGACGGCCGUCGCAUUGCCUCUGGGUCGAAGGACUCAGCAGUCCGAAUUUGGGACGUCGAGUCGAGGGAGGUGGUCCUGGGGCCAUUUAAGGGACAUACAAGAAGUGUGUGGGCUGUUAUGUUUUCACCUGAGAAUACGCACGUCGCCUCAGGUUCGAAGGAUACAACAAUUAGAGUGUGGGAUAUUAAGAGUACAUCCACUGUCCAUAUUCUUCAAGGCCACACAGCUGCUGUCCUUUCUGUCGUCUUCUCCUCUGAUGGUAAACAUAUCGUUUCGGGCUCCAAGGAUAAGACAAUUCGAGUUUGGGACACGAUGACUGGGCAGGCCAUUGGCGAGCCUUUUGUAGGACACACUGGCGAAAUUUGGUGCGUGGGAAUCUCGCUCGAGGGUAGGCACAUUGUGUCCGGCUCGAGUGAUUGCACAGUGAAGGUCUGGGACAUGGAAAGCCGGAAAGUCGUCGCUGGCCCAUUCUGGCAUUCAGACUGGGUUUCGUCCGUCACCUUUUCCCCCGACGGAAGGCGUGUUGUGUCGGCAUCCGAGGACCACACAAUUGUCGUCUGGGACUGGAAAAACGGUGACAUUAGUUCUGGGCCAUAUACUGGUCAUGCCGGUGCUGUUAGCUCUGUUGCCUUCUCCCCUGAUGGGUCACAAAUCGUCUCAGGAUCCGAUGAUAAGACUGUCAGACUCUGGGACACGUCGAUUGGCAGAAUUGCAUCCGAUCCCACUGUCAGGCACACAGAUGCCGUCUCCUCCAUUGCUUUCUCGCCAGAUGGCAGUCGGAUAGUGUCGAGUUCAAAGGAUAAAACUGUCAGGCUCUGGGACACUACAACAUUUGAAGCAGUUUCCGCACCCUUCGUGGGACAUACAGAUGAUGUUAAUUCUGUGGCAUUUUCACCUGACGGAAGACACAUCGUCUCUGGAUCUGAUGAUAAGACCGUCAUUAUCUGGGAUGUAAGCAGUGGUGAGAUGGUAUUCACGCCGUUCGCGGAGCACACCAAUUCUGUCAAUUCAGUCGCAUUUUCUCAUGACGGUACACGUAUUGUCUCUGGCUCUGAUGACAGGACUAUUAUUAUCUGGGAUUCAGACAAUGAUAUCAUUAUUCGUGAUGUGCAUAUCGACAAGAUCGAAGUUAGACUGCUGAAAGGACAUCGCGACACAGUCACGUCCGUUGCAUUUUCACCUGACGGGGCAUACCUCGUUUCCGGGUCAUACGAUCGGUCGCUUAUUGUAUGGGAUGCAACCAACGGAAAUAUCGUUUCUGGGCCAUACGAAGGCCAUCCUAGUGGUGUUACCUGUGUUGCAUUUUCACCGAACAGUUCUUGUAUUGUUUCCUGCUCUUUCUAUGGAAUAAUCCGAAUUUGGGACGUGGGACAUCAGGGUGAUUCUUCUGUAUCUACCGGAGUGACAUCGAACAAUGCAGUCCCCUCAUCCGUGCCUGUGCUAGACGUCAACGAAAACUUUUCAAAGUGGAUCUUAGCCGAUAACGGAUGGGUAUUAGGACCAGGAGGCAAGUUGCUUCUGUGGCUUCCUCCUGACAUUCGUCCAACUCUCUGGCGACCACAGAACACGGCCGUUUUUAGUUGCGAGUUUUCCACAAAGCUUAAUUUCAGGAAUGUUGCAUAUGGCCAAUAUUGGCAGGAAUGUUUCAAUCCAGAUUUACGACUUUGA